Molecule: messenger RNA, 1787 nt
Organism: Merops nubicus (carmine bee-eater)
Lineage: Eukaryota; Metazoa; Chordata; Aves; Coraciiformes; Meropidae
Gene: ZC3H14
Product: zinc finger CCCH-type containing 14
Exons: 12
Biological process (GO): regulation of mRNA stability
Cellular component (GO): nucleus; cytoplasm
Molecular function (GO): poly(A) binding; metal ion binding
Source: RefSeq, a predicted model, not a curated record
GACGGCAGCGCGCACCUGCACAGACCCUCACCGCAGGGCAACCCGCCGGGCAGCCGCCAGCCAGACGCGCAGAGCUGCAGGGCUUUGGAAGCAGGCCCCCUCUGUGAUCCAGAACCAUUUGGCAGCUUAGCAGGAAGUUACAGAACCUCCAGACCUAGUGCUGAUAAAGCAGGCAGUGAGGAAGAGAGCUCCCGGAAGAGGCGGUUGCCUGUGGUAAGCUCAGUAGUCAAAGUGAAAAAGUUCUGUAACGAUGGGGAAGAUGAUGAUGAUGAUGAAGACUACGGAUUGCGAACAGGAAGCAUCUCCAGCAGUGUGUCUGUACCUGCAAAGCCAGAAAGAAGACCUUCAUUGCCACCUUCAAAACAGGCCAAUAAGAAUUUAAUACUGAAAGCAAUCUCUGAAGCACAGGAAUCGGUUACAAAAACAACCAAUUAUUCCGCUGUUCCACAGAAACAGACUGUUCCAGUUGCACCAAGAACUCGAAUUAGCCCAGAAGAAUCUCAGUUAGAAGUUAUCCAUGUGCAAAACAGGUUGCCUGCUCUGAGUUCUCAGCUUCAAGUAGAAGAGCCAAAGGAGCAGACAGCUGAAGGAAUUCAAGGAGCUGAACAAAAGGAGCUCUCUUCUCGACUCCAGGUCGAUGCUGCGAUUGAAGAUACCUUGCAAGUGACUCCAGAUUACUAUGAUACCGAAUCCAUGGUCCAUACAGAUACUAGGUCGUUUAUCCUGAAGAAGCCCAAGUUGUCUGAGGAGGUAGUGCCACAGAAUCAGCAGCUGGGAAGGAGGGCCACGGAGGCAAUGCGAGUGCUCUCAGGACGUCUCAUACAGACACGAGACCAGCUUGCACAGCCAGAGAAACCAGCUAGUCCCAAGUUCAUCGUGACACUGGACGGUGUGCCCAGCCCACCAGGAUACCUUUCUGAUCAAGAAGAGGAAGAUAUGUGUAUAAUUGAAGGAUUAAAGCCAGUUACCCAAAAUAUGUAUGCCAGCAAAGGAGUAAAAGGCCUUCGAGCACAACAGAUGCAAAUUGUCACGAGGCAGCUGGAGAGCUGUGAUGUGGAUAUGGAACAGUUAAAUGUGCUGCAAAAACAGGAGAAGGUGCUUGAGCGCUGCAAGUACUGGCCUGCCUGUAAAAAUGGAGAUGAGUGCGUGUACCAUCACCCCACGCUACCCUGCAAAGUUUUUCCUAAUUGCAAAUUUGCUGAUAAGUGCUUGUUCAUCCACCCAAACUGUAAAUACGAUGCCAAGUGCACUAAGCCAGACUGUCCUUACACUCAUGCCAGUCGACGAACGCCACAUGCAACUCCUAAACCAGCACCACUACCCGCACUAUCUAUAUCCUCCAGUAGUCCGCUGUGCAAGUUUUUUCCUGCUUGUAAGAAAAUGGAAUGUCCAUUUUACCACCCAAAACAUUGCAGGUUUAAUACCCAGUGUACGAGGCCAGACUGCACUUUUUACCAUCCAACGGUUGCUGUACCUCCACGCCAUGCCUUGAAAUGGACUCGGACUCAAACCAGUGAAUGAUUGUGGUGCACCUGCAGACUGCUGAUGGCCUCCUUGGAACAGCAGCAGAAGAUGAAGCACUGGGGCACAGGAUGUUAGAAAAAUUCAUACAUUUUGGACUUUUACUAUACAUUGUUUUCAUAAAAUGAGGUUGAUUGAUUACUUGAAAUGUCUCUAAUUUUGCAAGUUUGUAAGCUUGAGAAUUUUACAUUUUUUUUACACUGUAAGAAGAAAAUGUCUGUGUAAGAAAAGUUUUACUUUAAUUUCCAUUAAAAACUUUCAAAGCA